Anneissia japonica is the source of this 2264-nucleotide messenger RNA. RefSeq lists its product as uncharacterized. The transcript is spliced from 10 exons. Bases 156 to 2264 code for a protein of 702 amino acids. The record is from RefSeq and is a predicted model, not a curated record. NCBI's taxonomy places the organism in Eukaryota, Metazoa, Echinodermata, Crinoidea, Comatulida, Comatulidae. Gene Ontology annotation, molecular function: protein binding. Gene Ontology annotation, biological process: regulation of apoptotic process.
CGUACUAUACACGGAGCUAAUAAAUCAUAGUUAUUGUAUUGUACACAAAAUUGCAUUUUUCUUCGCGGUGUUUGCCGGUACUAUAACUGUAGGCCUAUUAUCAUUAUUAGUAUCUUUAUCGUUUUAUUAUUAUACUUAUAAUUUAUCGUUUUAUAAUGUCAUUGCAAAAAAAUAGAUUCAAUAAGGAGGAGCCGUCAACGGAUGGUAUUGUUACCACGACUGUCUUUCAAACCGUUGGUGAGGAUUACAGUAAAUGGAAGGAGCAGGAUAAUGUAAACGAGAUUGAACGAACUAAACAGGUACGCGAACACGCUAUCGCUACAAAUGUGGCAAAGGCGUUUACAGAAAGUCCGCAAGACCAACCAUCUGCAUCAGAAUCUGGUCCUACUGCUUCUACAUCCUCAUCUGAUCGUGGAGGAAAAGCAUCGGCAUCUACGUCAAGAAUUGAUGAUGGAAGAACAUCAGCUGCAUCUAUAUCAGCAAUUGAUCCCAGAAAAAAGCCUUCCUUAUUUCAUAGGUUUAUUCAACUGUUUAAAGGAAAAUCGAAUCAAUAUCAGCUAAAUGAAAUACGCAAGAAAGUCAUUGAGAGUAUUGCUAUUAAGAGAUCUGGUGGGCCGAGUGAUGUAACUUGCAUAUGGGACUAUGCAGGCCAACUUGAUUAUUACAUUACUCACCGGUUUUUCAUUACAGAUGGAUCGUCUUACGGAGUCGUUUUCAGUUUGCUAGAUGCCUUGGAUGAAUUUGCUAAGCCAAGGGAUCACAAUAAAGGAAAGUAUGAGAUGACUAAUCUCCAGACGAUCAUAUUUUGGAUAAGGUCGAUAUAUGAAUAUGCUAUACUGCUACAUGGCUUAAAGGAGAAACCUUUGAUCAAUGGAAUGAUAGCAUCUCCGACGAUUAGUCUGAUUGGGACGCACAUGGACCUACUCACGGGGAGUGAUGCUGAGAAGCAGGCAAAGAUUGAUGACAUGUUCGACAGAAUAUUUAAGGAACUCGAGGGAACCCCAUACGAACGUCACGUAGAUCGUGAGAGGUAUGCCGUAGACAACACCACAGCACUGGAUGAAGGGAUUCAAAGACUGAAAAGAAACGUAGGCGGUUUCAUGAAAGCAAUGACAAGAACUGUUCCAAUAAAUUGGAUGGACUUCCAAAUUGAGGUACAAGAAGCCGGGAAAACAACUCUGCGCAUGUCCUUAGAUAAGAUCACUAAGAUUGCUGUGAAAUGCGGUAUUAAUAAAGAAAACGUCAUCCACAUCCUCAAUUACCUUAAUGAUGUUGGAAUUAUUCUGUAUUCGCCCACUAACCAGGAGUUGAGGAACACAGUGAUUACUAACAUCCAUAUGCUAAUUGGUAUCUUCAUGAAAAUCAUCACAGUUGUGAAACCUGAUGAUGUUGACAAGAUUGAUAACAUGUUCGACAGAAUAUUUAAGGAACUCGAAGGAACCCCAUACGAACGUCACGUAGAUCGUGAGAGGUAUGCCGUAGACAACACCACAGCACUGGAUGAAGGGAUUCAAAGACUGAAAAGAAACGUAGGCGGUUUCAUGAAAGCAAUGGCAAGAACUGUUCCAAUAAAUUGGAUGGACUUCCAAAUUGAGGUACAAGAAGCCGGGAAAACAACUCUGCGCAUGUCCUUAGAUAAGAUAAUUACUUCAUUCUUAGAUGAGGACUUCAGUUUGCUUAAAGUUGUUGUUUCAAACUGGUAUGACAGUCACCAUUGUCUUGCUAUGCUGAAACUGUUGUUCAGAGAUCAUGUGGAACAUGGCGAGCUGGCAAGAGUAACUAAUACAUUGGAUUUGCUCAAUAUUUUGUGCAGACUUGAUCGUCUGAGUUCACGGAAACUUAGAUUUCUGUGUGAUACAAUUAGCAUAACCAAACAUUUUGGUCUUUCAUCUGAGAUUAAAAAAAAACUGCCAUCAUUCCCAGAUGUAAAGGAAGGAAGCAUUUGCGCAGAUUUCACACCUCACAGACAGAAGCUAAUGAAAUUUGGAAUGGAACUGACCCCAACCAAUGUGGCGCAGAUCGACGGAUUAUAUAAUACGCCUUGUAAGAAUUAUACUGAUUGCUGGGAAAUGAUCACAGAUCUAGAAGAUAAAAUGGAAAUCAGUGAAAAAAAUAUGAAGGAAUUCAUUGAUUCGCUGGAAACCAUUAAUCUUCCUCUAAUGGUAUUGAACACACUGACAGAAGGUAUUCCUCACUGUUUAAAUACCAUGACAUUUUAUUUUACAUUCUUUUGUAUUUUGAAUGUUGUCAUGAUUAAAGAAUAG